AUGGCCACGAUCCGUGGAUCGCGUUUGCCAAUCGGCUCGGCGCCAUGGAUCUCGGAGGAGAGAGCAGCAGCUCUCCAGAUCGUGGAAGACGAGGCUGAAGAAUUCUCCUACUCGGUUCGAAACGAUUUCGAGUGGUUGAACGAGCAUAUGGCCGGGAUCUUCGACGAGAAUGAAAUCAAUGUCGCCGAGAUGUUUAAGACUCCUGGAAAGUUAAGAGCGAAGACUCCAAGAGCAAUUAGGAAACCGGAAAAUACAGAAGCGAGAGUCCCUCUGUCAGAUAUUUUCUCGGGAACGCCCCGUGGAACGGCAAACCCGUUCCUCCAGCAGCUUAACCGACUCAACUCCCCUUCACCCAUGGCACCGACCGAACUGAAAAAGCCCUCGACUACGACCCCUGCAUAUUCGCCAGCCAAAAGGCCUCUUCCCUCUCCGAAUCGACAGAUUCCCGCUCCCAUUCCUCAUGCAGACUCAGGGUACCACGGAAGUCAAUCUCAGGAGAUUGAUGACCUGGGGAGCCCUAGCCAGACCCGUGUGCCGCUGAACGCGAAGAGCCCGGUUAAGGCUGCUUCUCCCAUCGGCUCGCCUACCCUCCACAGGCAACAGAGCCCGACUCGGACAAGAGUGCUCCAGUCUCCUACAGCUACCUUCCUAACAGCAAAGGAAGAACAAACUGCGAGAGUCAUCCCAGAUGCCACCCAACAGAUCAUAUCCCCGACAACUACCCGCUCUAGAAAUAUCCCACCUCAAAGUAACGCGCCAUCAUCCCACGCUUCAGCUCCGCGCUCUCCUUCCCCCAUAAGAUCUUCUCCGGUCAAGUCUUCUCCUAUGAAGAUGUCUCCCGUCAAGGCCUCUCCUCUGAAGACCCAAGUUGGGUCACCCAUCAUCCGAAAGCCAGUACCGAGCCAGGCCGAGCCAAAACAAGAGGCAGAUGAUGAGCAGGACGAUGAGCACUCCCAUUCUGAUAACUCUAGCCCAAUCAGGCCCGCUCUUCGUAAGAGCAGUCUGAACUUUGCGACGUUGCCUGCCCGAGAACCCUUGACGACUGGAAAGAGCAUGGGUGGUAGGAUGUCGCGAACCAGUCACCUGGAUCUUAACAGGACCAGUUACUACGGUAGACCCACCGGCGGCAAGAGCCUUGGCAACACCAUCAUUCCACCACCAUCGACCGACGACGACGAGAUGGAUGUGGAUGAAGAUGAGGAAACCGUGUCUCAUAAACCUACUGAAGCCAUCACAGACCAUAAUAAGACGUACACCCAGCGUCUUCAGGACCGGAUCGGCAUGCUUGGACAGUCUCAGGCUAAAGCCAGCCGUCCAUCCAAGUCUAUUGCGAACCUCGCCCCUAUCAAUACGGCUUCCACCCCUGCCCCGGCGCGACACGAUGAGAAAAGGCCAUUUAGCCCCAUCCGAAAGCCAACGACACCUGGUGCUUUCCCUGGUGAUGAUGACGACGACGACUGGAUUGACCCCCCUGUCACAGUUGCCAAGCAACCCAGCCCUCGUCCCGCCGUUCCUCCAAAGGACAACGCGUACGGCCCGAUGCCGGGCAAGGCUAGUUCCGAAACUGAGAGUGCCGAUUUUGUUUUGCCUAAGCAGCGACAACCAACAAGCCGACCGAACUCACCAUACAAGCCCCCGAUGAUUCCCGAGAGGACAACUAGUACAUUGACACACAUGAAAUCUGCGUCCGUCUCAGCGCUCCCUAAUGCGAAGCUGCAAGAGGAUGACUCCGCAGGCUCCCCAAAGAAGGGAAUCUCGGUCUCAAACCCCACUUUGGCGACCGUUUCGGAAUCGGACCGUCCCGGAACACCCAUGAAAUCCCCUUUGCGAACGGCCCGUGAUAGCCCUCUGAAGCAGGUCAAGAAUAAGUUGUCCUCUAUCCUUAAGAGCUCUAAGGGACUUCUUGCCAGUAGCGCAGCUAUUAGUGCAGAGGGAAAGUCUUCUAUUCUAUCCCCGUCUACGACUCGUCUCGAAUGCUUGCCAGGUCCUUCGUCAGAAUCGAUUGCGCAGCCUAAUCUCGGUGAAUCGAUGUACCCCGAUCUGUCAAAGGUCUUGCCCGAUGCCCAGUCUCUCUUCUCGAGACCUGCAAGCCCGUCGAAGCCCAUUGGGCGGCGCACGCGGGCAUCCGCUGAGCGCGAGCGCAAGGAGAAGAUGAUGGAGAAGGAAGCCCGUCGAUUAGCUGAUCAGAUGGAGAAGCUCGAGAAGGAGCGCGAAAAGGAGCGUGAAAAAGCGCGAGUGUUUAGCAAGGAGCAAGAGAGAAUUGCGGCCAUGGAGAAGCAGGUUGCUGCACAGAAGGAACAGGAGAGGAAGCGCCCGGUUGAGAAGGAACCUCCAAAGCCAGUUAGGUCUAGUCCAAGGAGAGCCAAGCCACAAGUCCAGGAGCAAGAUGUCGAGAUGCAAGAUGCAUCGGCUGCGAUGCCCCCUCCACCUCCGCCAUCAGCCACUCGCGCGGGCGGUCCAGGCCCCGCUAUCCGAAGCCGUGAGCUCAAACGACCGACGCGACCAACGAAGGACAGCGCCACCAAGUCCAAGGCAGCACCCACGGUUAUCAAGGUCAACAUGGGGGCCCAUCAUUCGCAGUAUCAUCCGUCCAACAAUGCCCUCUCUGCCAACCUGCACGAGUCUCUGGCCCCCAGCGCACCUCAGACGCAGGCCGCUACCAAGCCCAGCCAGACGAAGCUGAAGUCGAAGAGCUCAGUACAGAGCCUUAAGAGUUCAGUCUCCUCGACGGGACGUCCCAAGGCGCUGGAGCUCGCAGCGAAACGGAAGGAACAGGAAGAGCGCGAAGCUCAGCGCAAGCGCGAAGCAAGGGCAGAGAUAGAACGCAAGAGGGCUGCGAUGCAGGAAGAGGAGCGGCGCCUCGAAGCGGAGAGGCAGAGGGAAAAGGAGAGGGAGUUAGAAGCCAAGAAGGCGGCGCAGAGACAGGCGGCCAUUGAGAAGGCCAAGCAAACGCGGGCUCCACCUCCGGCAGUACGAUCGCAACCCAACGGACCACCUGACUACGCAGCUGCUCAGGAACAGCAGGCAACUUCACAGCCGCCAAGACCUCCAUCGCGGCUUGGCUCGUCGGUUUUCCGAUCUCAGGAGGAUCUCAACCGGCCAGUCAAUGCCCUCUUGUCGAACGCGAACAAGGCCCAGAAACGGCCGCUGGGCCAAGAUAACGACGCGGGUAAUGCCCGUGCACAACAGGCGCGCAACGGACCUACAUACCAAGGCAAGGAUGCCAAGCGACGACGGACAAGCCAAGAACCGGAUGAGGACAUGGAGAGCUUGCCUAACAUCAAGGGCCCUCCUGUCCGCCCUUCGGCUGGUUAUAAGAAGCCGGAGGUUCAGAACAAGUCGAUGUUCCUCGGCGGGUACACAGCAGUGCCACCGGCAAGCGCACCCCGCGAUCUAUUCAAGACAGCGGUCACAUCCCAGCACAACGGUGCCCUAAAGGCAGCUCACCCGCUCGAUAUGGCACAGGUUUCCAAGGGCGCAAUCCCAUUCGCAUCUAAUCCUGGCCAGACAGGAACCGCUUUCAAGACGCCUGCCAGGCCGGGGGCGGUUGCUACAGUUAAGUCGACGGCGAAGUCGGCGCCGCGCACGUCACCGCGCUUCCCCAACGGCGACUCUAUCGAGCUGCCAGAAAUCGAUACGGACGACGAAGACGAGGAUUCAGACAAUGACCAGGGCGUGGUAGCGUCCUGGGCAGACUCGCCGGACCUCCGCCGUGCGUUGUUGAGGCAGGAGACGAUGGAUCCAUCGCAGAUCUUUGGGCCGCCGGCUCCCCUCAAUAUGGAAGAGGUAUUCAGCAAGAGCAAGGACAGGUGGCACAAGUUCAGGGCUCGCACGUCGAGCGCUAACUGGAGCGGUGCGGACCGCCUGACGGAGGAUGACAUCCGGAAGGAUAUGGCGGCUCGAGACAGGCUCCGGCGGGAAGGAGCAUGGACUUAUGAGUUGAGCAAGGACAUGGCAUAG
Messenger RNA from Scedosporium apiospermum, 3960 nucleotides. RefSeq names its product Inner centromere protein. NCBI's taxonomy places the organism in Eukaryota, Fungi, Ascomycota, Sordariomycetes, Microascales, Microascaceae. The coding region runs from base 1 to 3960 and encodes 1319 amino acids. The record is from RefSeq and is a predicted model, not a curated record. The transcript is spliced from 4 exons.